AUGAGGUGCAGGUGCGUGGAAGCCGUGCGGAAGGCGGCGUCGGAGUGGGGAGUGAUGCAUAUUGUCAACCACGCCAUCCUUCUGAAGCUGAUCAAGCGCAUGCAGGAGGCCGGGGAGAGAUUCUUCUCGCUGCUCGUGGAGGAGAAAGAGCGUUACGCCAAUGACCAGUCGUCGGGAACAUCCAAGGCUACGGCAGCAAGCUUGCAAACAAUGCCAGCGGCCGGCGAGCGUGGCAGGACUACUUCUUCCACCUCGCGCAUAGUAUAAAACUUUUUCCUUCGGUAUAAAAAUCACAGUAAAUAAACAUGUUUCAUCAUAAUAUCUAUUUUAGGUCAUCAUUACAGUUGAUACUUGCUUGAUUUCAUGCUGGACAUGUUCCAUAAUGACAUUCUACGUUUACUGACUGCUCAGAUGCAGUCUAAGCAUCAAGCCCAACAUCAUGGUAGGAAACGUCGGCAGAAAUAUUUUAGGCAAUCAGUCCCUAAUUGCCAAGAAUGGGAAACUAGAAACUGUGGUCAGUAUAAGAAGAAAGGAAUUUGCCUUCUACUCUUUUGACUCUUCUCUCUUUAUUUUGUUUCUUUCAAUGUGGAUAUUACCAUGAAUUCAUCAAAAUUCAAAGUGACAAAUAAACAUGCACGAAUAGUAUCUGGCCCAAAGAGCCGUCCAACUACGCGUAAGAACCUACACAUUGCUCUUGUCUGGCUCUCUUAUUUUUUUCUCUUUAUUUUCGAGUUUUCAAUCAGUUGUCUGUCCUUUCCGCCUCCCUUGCUGUCUAGGUGAGGAGACGAAGGACUUCGUACGGCAGCUUAGACCGGUGGUUAACAAUAUGUUGGCCAUGCUAUCUGCGGGGCUCGGCCUGGAGGAAGGCAAGCUGGAGGAGGAGCUGGGCGGGAUGAGUGAUCUCCUUCUGCAGAUAAUGCCAAACAUGGCCGUGGGUGUUCCGGCCCACACGGAUGUGAGCGCCCUUAGCUUCAUCCUGUACAACAUGGUGCCGGGCCUUCAGGUCCACCAUGGAGGCCAGUGGGUGACGGUCGGAUCCUUGCCAGACACCAUCAUCAUGCACGUCGGCGACGUCAUCGAGAUCCUCAGCAACGGGAGGUAAAAGAGCAUCCUUCACCGCGUCCUCGUCAACAAGGAGAAAGUUCGCAUCUCCUGGGCUGUUUUCUGCGAGCCCCCGCCAGAUAAGAUCGUUCUUAAGCCCUUAGCCGCGCUUGUUCACGAGGGAUCGAUGGCUAAGUACCCGCCUCGCACGUUCUGCGAGCCCCCGCCAGAUAAGACCAUAAGCUCUUCCAGCUAG
Molecule: messenger RNA, 1297 nt
Organism: Spirodela intermedia
Lineage: Eukaryota; Viridiplantae; Streptophyta; Magnoliopsida; Alismatales; Araceae
Source: the annotation of a GenBank genome assembly